UUUAAGCUGUCAGGUGUGUUUGCUGUUCCUAACAAGUUUGUAUAUUGUCUUAACAGCCUUAAAGAGUUGCUGAGAGCCAAAUUAAUUGAAUGCGGCUGGAAGGAUCAGUUGAAGGCACAUUGCAAAGAUGUCAUUAAAGAGAAAGGAUUAGAGCAUGUUACUGUUGAUGAUUUGGUGGCAGAAAUCACCCCCAAAGGCAGAGCCUUGGUACCAGACAGUGUAAAGAAAGAACUCUUGCAAAGAAUAAGAACCUUCCUUGCUCAGCAUGCCAGUCUUUAACUGCAACAUUCAUCUGGGUUACAGUGUUUCUGUUUCUGUAUUGCAUCAGUCAUGUUGGGAUUGGAAUGCAGUUUACAUACUUAAGGAUGGAAAAUCAUUAGGUUUUUUUUGUAUGACAAACUGAAAUUUCUUUGCACUGCAUUGAUUUCUUAAACUUGGUGUUAUUUUAAUAAAAAAAUUUUGUGGACUUAUGG
Empidonax traillii (willow flycatcher) is the source of this 473-nucleotide messenger RNA. RefSeq names its product transcription and mRNA export factor ENY2-like. Lineage: Eukaryota; Metazoa; Chordata; Aves; Passeriformes; Tyrannidae. Gene Ontology annotation, cellular component: SAGA complex; DUBm complex; nuclear pore. The transcript has 3 exons. The record is from RefSeq and is a predicted model, not a curated record. Gene Ontology annotation, biological process: positive regulation of DNA-templated transcription; regulation of transcription by RNA polymerase II; poly(A)+ mRNA export from nucleus. Gene Ontology annotation, molecular function: transcription coactivator activity; chromatin binding. The annotation marks the transcript as partial.